This is a messenger RNA of Hibiscus syriacus, 2980 nucleotides long. RefSeq lists its product as uncharacterized. The transcript has 11 exons. The record is from RefSeq and is a predicted model, not a curated record. Gene Ontology annotation, molecular function: protein binding. NCBI's taxonomy places the organism in Eukaryota, Viridiplantae, Streptophyta, Magnoliopsida, Malvales, Malvaceae. Bases 153 to 2783 code for a protein of 876 amino acids.
UUGUAUCUGGAGCAGCUGCCCUGAGUUUCUCAAAAGAGAAGAAACACACAAAAUAACCUAAAACCGUGACACGACAUCGUUCCCCGUUCUCAGAUCUGACGGAAAGAGCGAACUGAGACUGUUUGUUUGUAGAGGUGUAUCCCGGAGAAAGGAUGAGCGGGAAAGGAGGCGGAGGCGGCGGUGGCGGUGGCGGAAAUAAUGGGUUAAGGAAGGGUAAUAAUAAUACUGGACUUUCAGGUAUUCCGCCUGGGUCUCGGAAGAUGGUCCAGAGCUUGAAAGAGAUUGUUAACUGCCCUGAACCCGAGAUCUAUGCUAUGCUUAAAGAGUGUAACAUGGACCCUAACGAGGCCUUCAACCGUCUCCUCUCUCAAGAUCCUUUUAACGAGGUGAAGAGCAAACGGGAAAAGAAAAAAGAGAGCAAGGACACGGUCGAUCCAAGGCCUCGUGGUGUCAAUAACCCUGGGAGUCGUGGUGGUAGGAGUGGUUCAGACCGAUAUAUUGGGGGUGGUGGCUCAUCCCAUUACUAUUCAAAUGAGUCUGGCCCAUCACAUGGUAAACCUUCACAGAAGAGAGAAAAUGGAACUCAUGCAGUUGCAGCCUCUUCAUCCUAUGCAUCCAGUAUGCAAGGAAACAGCAAGAAUCAUCGACCUACAUCGCACAGUGAAGUUGUGGUUUCAGAACAUAAAAUGUCCACAGUAGGUUUAGGUGAUGUGAUUUCUUCUGCAUCACAGCCUACUGGAUAUCAAUCUGCCUGGGUGAGGGUUCCAGGUCAGGUAUCAAUGGCUGAUAUCGUGAAGAUGGGCAUUCCACAAAACAAGGCUUCUGCCCUGCCAAACUCUUCUCAACAAAGCACUAAUAAUAGGCAACAUGCGGUACCUCCUUCGGCCGCAUUACAUUCCAACUUACAGGAACAUGUUUCCAAGGUGUCAGAUAUUACUUAUGAGCCUGAUGUCAACAAAAACCAGCAUGUUUCUCCAAGGGAUGAAUGGCCCCCCAUUGAGAACCCAUCUGCUGCUAGUGUGACCUCUGUCAUAGAAGCACCUUCAGAAUCUGGACUUUAUGCUAAUGCAUCUAACUUGCCUUGGGGUAGAACUAAUCAACACUUAAAGUCCCAGUUGGAGGAAGCUCAUGCAGUAGAUGAUGGUCCUCUUGAAACCAUCAAUAGUGACCAUGUUAGGUCCCCUUCUAUAUCAAGUAGAAAUAUACAAGAGGAUAAUUCUAGAGGUUCAUCACUUUAUGAUAACGACUCGUAUAAGGAUAUGGAUUCCUAUCAGCCUCAAGGACAUGCCUUUGAGAAUGAUGACGUUCAAGAUGGUUCUUCAUCGGUUGCUGUAAAUUUGCUGCAACUUAAUUUAGAUAAUGAUGAUCGGGAGCCCCCAACUGAAGAGGAUAAUCCUUCUGUAAUAAUUCCAAAUCAUUUACAAGUCCACACCCAGAACUGUUCGCAUUUGAGUUUCGGAAGUUUUGGACCUGGCAUUGGUUCUGCAUUUUCUGGCCCAUUUGCAUCAAUGGCCUCAAAGAAUAAUUUGGACAAGGUUCCUGAAGCAGCAGAUGCCUCAUCUAUGACUAUCGGGCACUCAGAUAAUAGAGAUACCGAGUAUUAUGGUGACGACCAUCUCAGAAGUAACUCGGAGGGAAAUAUAAUAAAUAGAAGUAACACGAGCACUGGGAAUUAUGAGGUACCUGAAGAUUCUCGACCAGAGAUUUUGAAACAGGAUGCUUCUGAAGCUGCCCAAGGGAGCCAAUAUGCUUUUCCUCCGUCUGCACCUGGUUAUAACUAUGAAAACCCAGAGCAAUUAAACCCUGCUUUCACUCACAUGCAGACAAGCGCUCAAAUGCAAAAUCUCAAUCCUUUCUCAAGUGUAAUGCAAGGGCAUACAAACUCAUUGCCAAGCACCUUGUUGACAUCGACUUUUCAGUCUGCUAGGGAGCCAGAUCUUCCAUAUUCACCCUUCCCCGUGACUCAGUCAAUGCCAAUGAAAUACAGCAAUGCCGCCUCUUCCAUCAGUGGUCCGACCAUUACUACGACGGAGGCUCUAAGAGCAGCUAGAAUUUCUGCACCACAGCCUACUCUACAGUCCUUGCCUGGUGCCAAAGUUGCCACAGGACCUGCACUUCAGCAGCAUCUAGCCAUGCACCCUUUUUCUCAACCUACGCUUCCUUUGGGACACUUUGCCAACAUGAUUGGUUAUCCUUUCUUACCUCAGAGUUACACAUAUAUGCCAUCAGCUUUCCAGCAAACAUUUGCUGGUAAUAGUAACUACCCUCAGUCCCUGGCAGCAAUGCUUCCCCAGUUCAAGAACAGUGUUUCUGUUAGCAGCUUGCCUCAACCUGCUGCAGUCCCACCUGGAUAUGGGUUUGGGAGUUCUACCAACAUCCCUGGGGUACACUCUCUCAAUCCUCCUACUGCACCUGCAGGCACAAUCAUUGGCUAUGAUGAUGUUCUUAGUUCUCAGUAUAAGGACAACAAUCAUUUGAUGUCACUUCAGCAGAAUGAGAAUUCGGCCAUGUGGAUUCAUGGACCUGGCUCACGAACGUUGUCUGCUGUUCCUGCAAGCACAUAUUACAGCAUCCAGGGGCAGAACCAGCAGGCAGAUGGGUUUCGACAAGGGCAACAACCACCUUCACAGCAUUUUGGGUCUCUCGGAUACCCAAGUUUCUACCAAUCACAAACAGGAGUAUCGCUGGACCAUCAACAAAAUUCUAGGAACGGGUCCCUGAGUGGGUCUCAAGGCCAGCCACCAUCAAAGCAGACCCAACAGCUAUGGCCAAACAAUUACUAAUCUCGUCACCUCCUGGCUUUUCAGGAUCUUGUAGUGAGUAUAAAAGUGGUCAAUCGAAGGCCCUUCUAACGAUUGAGAAUAACUAUAUGUACGAGUAUGAAUAUGUAUUAUCGUCGAUGAAGGGUCUGAAGUGACCUUGACUGGCUACUGCCCUGCGAUACGAGGUUGUAUUCCACUUUACUUUUAGUUCAUUGUUC